This is a messenger RNA of Puccinia graminis f. sp. tritici CRL 75-36-700-3, 932 nucleotides long. RefSeq names its product 40S ribosomal protein S19. Gene Ontology annotation, cellular component: ribosome; cytosolic small ribosomal subunit. The transcript is spliced from 4 exons. The record is from RefSeq and is a predicted model, not a curated record. Gene Ontology annotation, biological process: translation; ribosomal small subunit assembly. Gene Ontology annotation, molecular function: RNA binding; structural constituent of ribosome. Bases 142 to 594 code for a protein of 150 amino acids. Lineage: Eukaryota; Fungi; Basidiomycota; Pucciniomycetes; Pucciniales; Pucciniaceae.
AUCGCUUCAAGCCAUCCGGUUGUGCGUAGCAGCCCCUCCACGCACGCUGUGCAACCAGACCAGAGCCACUGCCGAGACACAACCGAGCGCAAACCCACCACCGACGAUCCCUAUCGAAUCGACCCCCACCCGCCCGUCAACAUGCCUUCCGUCCGAGACAUCGCCGCCGAUGCGUUCAUCCGCGAAUACGCUGGUCACUUGAAACGAUCUGGCAAGAUCGAGGUCCCUACAUGGGUGGAUAUCGUCAAGACCGGACCCUGCAAGGAGCUUGCUCCAUAUGACCCCGACUGGUACUACGUCCGAGCUGCUGGUGUCGCUCGUCACAUUUACCUCCGAAAACAUGUCGGAGUUGGCGCCUUGGCCAAGCUUCACGGGACCGCCAAGAACCGUGGAAACCGACCCAGCCAUCACGUGGAUGCCUCCCGAUCAAUCGAACGGAAGAUCCUGCAAGGUCUGGAGAAGAUCGGAGUGCUCGAGAAGGACCCUCGAGGUGGACGCCGGGUAUCGCAAGAUGGACAGCGAGACUUGGACCGAAUCGCCAGUAACAUUGCUGAACAAAUGAGGUCCGGUGGAGACGAAGAUGACGAGGAAUGAAAUGUAAUAAUCAUGUCCAUCAUUUAGAUUCAUCUCAAAUUAUCUCGCCGGCCACAUUAUCAAUGAGUUUCUAGACGUCAGGCAAAUCGCCCAUGCGCUUUUUAGGCUGGACAACUCGGCAGAUCGAGUGUCGGCAAAAUAGCUUGACUCGGGUUGGAGAAACAGCACUAUACACACAUCAAACAUUUAAUUCACUUUUUUUUUGAGAUCUGAGGUUUUAGCUUGAGAAGGCUGUUGAGUCAGAUAUUUGCACCUUUCCAUUGGCCAGCCUUGUGAAUACAAUUAAAAUCCCUCAAUCUCUGGGAAAAGUGUUGCCCAGACUUGAGCGGCUGAGGUCG